CAGAAGCCUUUUGACACAACAGCUUAGCUAAUACUCCGCUAGCCUGCCAAUUUCCAUCACUAUAUAUACACAUGAACUCUUGAAGCAUGUGUACCUAAAUCCCAAUUCAUUUCAUUUGUACCAAAAGCCCGUUUGGGACAUUCAAUAUUUUGCAAUAUUCAAGGGGUGGUGGAGAUGGGUGUUCUUGACGAUAUUCUAAAACACUGCCCUCCUAGUUAUUAUGGAAGGAAAAAGCUCAAGAGAAACAAACAACUGCAGACAGUGGAAAUAAGGAUUAAAAUGGACUGCCAUGGGUGCGAGAGGAAGGUGAGGAAAUCAGUGGAAGGCAUGAAAGGAGUAUCCCGGAUAGAAGUGGACCCAAAGCAGCACAAACUCACGGUGAUCGGUUACGUCGACCCGAAGAAGGUGUUGAUGAGGGUGCGGCACAAGACGGGGAAGAAUGCCGAGAUGUGGCCGUACGUGCCGUACGACGUGGUGGACCACCCGUACGUGCAGGGGGUCUACGACAGGAAGGCGCCGCCGGGGUACGUGAGGAACGUCGAGCUUGUGCCGGAUCCUCAGAUCACCCGCCUUGCAAGGGCUAGCUCUACUGAAGUGAAGUAUAUUACUGCGUUCAGUGAUGACAAUCCAACUGGUUGCUCAGUGAUGUGAUUAUAUGUAUCUGUGUAAUAGGUGUAUACAAAUAAGCAGACAUGGUUUGUGUUGUGGUGGCUGAAUGGUAGCUUGUAAAAUAUGCCAGAAGAUUGUCUUGUAAGCAGGGUUCCUGUAAAGAGAUUUUUGUUUGAUAGUGUUGUUAUUAUUACCUCUUAUAAGAUUGAUAAUCUUACCAGAUUCACAGUAAAUUGAUUAAUUUCAAGGUA
This is a messenger RNA of Rhododendron vialii, 860 nucleotides long. Its product is annotated as heavy metal-associated isoprenylated plant protein 26-like. The transcript is spliced from 2 exons. Lineage: Eukaryota; Viridiplantae; Streptophyta; Magnoliopsida; Ericales; Ericaceae. The record is from RefSeq and is a predicted model, not a curated record. Gene Ontology annotation, molecular function: metal ion binding. Bases 175 to 651 code for a protein of 158 amino acids.